CCACAUCAGCAGUGCCACGUCAGACAAAGUGCCACAUCAGCAGUGCCACGUCAGCAACAUGACGGGCCUGCCAGGGCAACUGCCCAACGAGUCCAUUGCCGCCUACAAGCAGCGUUGCCUGGCUCAGAUCGAGGCUGAGGAAAAACGCCAGCUGGCAGCCGAGGCUGCCCGCGUACAGGCUGAAGAGGCAGCAGCAGCAGAGAAGCUGCGAUUACAGGCCGAUGCAGACGCAGACUCCCAGGCUCGCCGCAAGGAAGCCCAGGACCUGCUACAACGGCAUGAAGCCACAAGCACCGACAGACUCAAGUUCUGGCACUUUGAACCAAACGGCGACGAGGCAACACCGGAAGAGAAGCACAAGGAGUUCCUCUCCAAACUCAUGACGCGGUUGUUGUAUGCUUGCAACUACCAACGGUCAGAGUUGGAGAGACAGUACCAGGACCUGACGCAACAGCAUCAGGAGUUGGCACAGCUCAGCCGCAUGGUGCAGAGCCACGAGGAUGCAACCCGGGCACUCAAUGCCCGAUUGCUGGACCUGGAACAGGCUGCACCAGGACCAACUGCUGGGGCUUCCAGCAGUGCACCCUCGAGCCGCCAAGUGGAGGACCGCAUUGACCACGUAGUGGCAAUGCUCGACGACAUCAGCACUUUCGCUGCGCCGACCACCACCAUCAGCAAUCAGCUGCAUACAUUGAAGACCGAGGUCCAGCAGCUGCAGACGACGAACGGGGAUGGCAAUCCGAAGAUGUACAAGAUGCCAACCUUCAAUCUGGAGAGGUUCGAUGACUACACGCAGCAGGAUCCGGUCCUCUGGUGGGAAGCAUUCACAACGCAACUCAGGAUUCUGCCCACCUGGUUGAGCCACCUGGCAACCACCCACGGCGUCGAUGUACCAGACUUGUCGGACGUAAUCACAUGGGAGGAACUGUCACGACUGUGGAAGAAGCGGUUCAUCGUCGACGACGCGCCGACACUCGCCAUCAACCGUUUGUUCACCAUGUCACAGGGCAACACAUCAGCACGGGACUGGCUCACGGAGUGGCAGAAGAUUGCGGUUGUGCCCAAUCUGAACUUACCAUUUGAGCAUCUACGCCGUGAGUUCUACAACAGGUCCUGUGCUGCAUUGAGCCAGGCUCUUGGUGAUCGCGAGCAGUACUCGACCUUUGCUGAGAUUAUUGACAAAGCAAGGGAGAUCAUCAAGACCAACAGGACAGUUUCCAUGGGUCAAGUUUGCCUUGACCGAGGCGGAGUACAAGGUCCGUGGCCGCUACGGCAGCUGCUAUUGGUGCAACAGCACCAAGCACAAGACCUCCCUGUGCCAAGAUCAGGGCAAGGAGGAUGUGCGACCCCGCCUCAGCUCGGGAAACUGAGCUCCGCGGAAGGUGAGGCGACUCCACCUUCUACUCCGCCAGAUUCGGCCGCCUUGCUAGCGGCCUCCAGCACAUCUGGGGAGGAUGCGAAUGUCGCAAGUCCUCGGUAUACUUACGAGGAUUAUGCUGUCCACUUGGUUCCACCGCUGGACCAACCGGUCCACGUGCAACAGUCCACCGCAUGCACGGUUUCAUCACCAUCGGCAACCGAUUCGGCAGUUUCGCUGCAAUCUAUCGUCGGGGAUCCAACGUCAUGGUCAAGACUUGAUGAGCUCGAUCCGUUGACGUUCACGGACUUCCAGUGGAUGCCCGUUCCCUCGACCGGACAAUUGCCGAAACCGCAUUGCAACGUGCUUAUGGCACAAUUGCGGGACUACUUGCACACUCCAGUACCAGCUCCGUUGAUGGACGCCGGAGCAGAGGUUGUCGACCUUUACGUUUUCAUCGCGAAUAUCGACCGCGAGUUCAAGACGCAACGGUACGACGACAUCGACGCACCAUUGCUAUACAUACGCAUUCAGAUCGGAGAGGCGACCUGCAGUGCCUUGAUCGAUUGCGGAGCAUCUCGCAACUACAUCAACCAGGACUUCAUGGUACGCGCCGGCCUUGGCCCACGUGUCCGGAGGAAGUCCCAGCCUACGCAAGUCACGUUGGCAGACGGUCAUACGCACAAGUCAAUUGACCGGUGCAUUGACGCCGUCCCCGUGUACUUUGCCCCUCACGCAAGUGAGGCGGUGUCCUUUGAUAUUCUGGACAUCAAAUUUGACAUGAUCUUGGGCAUGUCAUGGUUGCGAAGCAAGGAUCACCCAGUGAACUUCUUCAACCGCACCGUUCACGUUCAUGACCAGAACGGGGUAUUAGUUCCAUGCACGGAGCCUCUUCCUCAUCCUUCGAUCAGCUGCCACGUGGUAUCCGCCGCAAGCAUGCGAGCUUCCAUCAUCAGAGACGACAUCGAGGAGAUGGGGGUGUGUUUUCUCCACGCCCUCCCGCCCCGAGACGCUUCAUCGACGGACUCACCUUCGGAUCCACGCAUCACCGAACUUCUUGACGCCUACAGCGACGUGUUCGAAGGCCCGCACGGAGUAGUACCGGAUCGACCCAUCCGCCACGAGAUCAUCCUCGAGGACGGGGCCGUACCUCCGCGCGGCUGCAUCUACCGAAUGAGCGAGGAAGAGUUAAGUGUGCUCCGCGCACAACUCGACGACCUUCUAGAGAAAGGUUGGAUCCGGCCUAGCUCAUCGCCAUACGGUGGUCCUGUUUUCUUCGUCCGGAAUAAGAACAAGGACCUGCGGUUGUGCAUAGAUUAUCGCAAGCUCAACGCGCAGACGAUCAGGAACGCCGGCCCUCUCCCACGCAUCGACGACCUUCUCGAGCGAUUGGGCGGCGCCCAGUUCUUCUCUAAGCUGGAUCUCAAGUCAGGGUACCACCAACUCGAGAUUCGCAAGGAGGAUCACUACAAGACCGCGUUCAAGACUCGAUAUGGGCAUUUCGAAUGGAUGGUCAUGCCAUUUGGCCUUACGAAUGCCCCAACCACUUUCCAAGCGGCUAUGACGACGGAGUUCCGACACAUGCUGGAUCGUUUCGUACUUAUCUACCUCGACGACAUUCUGGUUUACAGUCGGAGUCUGGACGAGCAUGUGGAACACCUGCGCACCGUUUUGGAGCGGCUACGACAGGCCAAGUACAAAGCAAACCGCGACAAGUGCGAGUUCGUGCAGCAGGAGCUGGAGUACUUGGGACACUAUGUGACGCCGCAAGGCACGAGGCCCUACGAGUGUGGCCCGAGCCCACCAACACCACGGACGUUCGUUCAUUCAUGGGGUUAGCGGGCUACUAUCAGCGAUUCAUCACCGAAUACUCCAAGAUUGCUGCACCUAUGACGAGGUUACAGUCGUC
Molecule: messenger RNA, 3266 nt
Organism: Chara braunii
Lineage: Eukaryota; Viridiplantae; Streptophyta; Charophyceae; Charales; Characeae
Source: the annotation of a GenBank genome assembly